Molecule: messenger RNA, 12384 nt
Organism: Scatophagus argus
Lineage: Eukaryota; Metazoa; Chordata; Actinopteri; Scatophagidae
Gene: akap6
Product: A kinase (PRKA) anchor protein 6
Exons: 21
Coding region: 896-8464 (2522 amino acids)
Source: RefSeq, a predicted model, not a curated record
AGGUUUGUUCUGUGAGCUUUAACUGAAAUCCGCUGUGAAGUUUGCAGCUGAAUGUGUUUAAAAACUGCUUUUAGUUUGUAGUUUGACUGUGAGCGAAUCCCCCGUCUGACAUGUGGUCAUGCAAACAACCAAAGAAGAAGAAACAGAAACACACAGCAGCUCCUCCUUCCUGAUUAUUUGCCUCCAGUCUGAGCAGCAUUUGAUCCAGCAAAUUCUGUUCUCACAGUAUGAAACGUGUGCUUUAGCCCCUAAAAAGCAGAGUGUAAGUCCAGCUCUGCAUGAGGGACGAGCUGCAGUGUCUCUUCUUCUGUGGUAUUUGUAUCAGUAAGAACACAUGGGGAAAUUAUUUUGAUAAUAAUAAUGAUAAUAAAACUUCUAACAUUAUUUUUGUACAAGAGCUGGAGCUCAAAGUGCUUCUCAUAAAAAGUUCUUUUGGCUCUUUGGUGCUCAAAGCGGAAGUGCAUCCUUUCCUGUGCGCGUGACAGAAUCCUUCAAAAGAAACGAGAGAUUCUGUUGGCGUCUCGGUGGAUCUUCGUGUUUGCGGAGCUCGAACGCACACCUGAGUUCGGUCCCCGCAGGCUUCGUGUUGCCUGAAUGUCCGGCGGCAGAGAAACCGGUGCAGUUCGCCGUCUUUCUGCAGAAGCUACCGCUUUGAAAAGAAAAUAAAAAAUAGUGAAACAAGUCUUUGUAUCGCAGCAGCGGGUCUCGGCCGUCUUUGAAGCCGCUUAAUUUGAAUACUCCAGGGGGAGAAGGAGCGCAGAGCAUUUGAUCUCCAAGGUAAAACAUGCUGCGCUGAUGGGCUGCAGUGGAGGAGUUGAAGGUUAUUAGAUCGAAUGGAGGCGGAUGAGGCCGAGCUGUCGCACGCGGUUUGAACGCGGCCGCUCUGAAGCCCUUGAUGUCGGCGGUGAUGAGGGACAUCUGUGAGGACAUCUCAGACCAUGUGGAGCAGAUUCACGCCCUGCUGGAGACGGAGUUCUCUCUGAAACUGCUGUCCUACUCGGUCAACAUCAUCGUUGAUAUCAGGACGGUGCAGCUGCUGUGGCACCAGCUCAGAGUCUCAGUUCUGGUCCUGAAGGAGCGUCUGCUGCAAAGCCUGCAGGACUCCAACGGAAACUUCACCCGCCAGACCGACAUCCUGCAGGCCUUCAGCGAGGACCAGGACCAGAACCGUCUGGACGCUCUGACGGAGGUGGACGACUGUGGUCAGCUGACCAUCCGCUGCAGCCAAGACUACUUCUCUUUAGACUGCGGUAUCACCGCCUUCGAGUUGAGCGACUACAGCCCUGGUGACGAGCCUGAGGCCCGGGGAACUGAGCCAGGCGUCGAGGACCCAACUCAGGAUCUGGACCAAGCCCAAGACUCAAACCCGGAGCUGGAGACAGAGGAGAGCGAAGGAUCCCGCCUCUUAAACCACAAACUCCCCUCACCUGGUGACUCAACAAACCACAACCAGCCUCCCUCAGUGUUACCCACAAUGCAGUGUGCCACGCCCAACCACAGUGAAAGUGCAAAGCGCCCCCUGCAGGGAGUGAGUCACAGCACCGACGUGUCGCCCUCACAGCCGUCGCUUCCCAAGAGAGCCGCUCUGUUCUCAGACGCAGGAAGCCGGGUGGAGAGCUCAGGGGAUCUGGGGAAGGAUAACCCAGAAUCCGGCCUACAGUUUCAGACCGAGUUGAGCCGGAGCACCCCUUCUCUCAUGGAUCCUCCAGACCGCUCCAAGUUCUGGUUGGAACUGGACUCGGUUUAUCCCGAAAAUGUUUCACAGUCCUAUGAAAGUCUGCAGGUCAUGAACAUUCGCAACCUCCAGAGAAGCCACAUGAGCUCCAGACCAGGAGGAGGCUCACAGGGGAGUGAAGAAAGCCCGCUGCCCGACCCGAGGAGCUCGUCUGGGGCCAGACUGACCACUGUCGCCCCCCUGCCUCUCCAGGACCCGCUGCCUCAGGGUGAAAUUUCAAAGCAAAUGGAGAGGACGCAGAAGAAGACACAUGUGCACAGUGAGGGGGACUCGGACUCCUCUUUGCCCUCCCCCAUGAGGGAGCAGUUCCUCUCCUCAGAACUGGAGGCGUCCGGAGAGGAGUCAGAACCCCGACCGCCUCCCGGCAAGACGGCGGUCUGGAUCGUGAAGCGCCAGGGGCAGAAGGGGGCCCAGGACUCAUCUAAGGCCAGCCCGGAGAAGGAGCACUGGUACGGGUCAGAAGAGUUCCUGGCCCUCCCCGCUCAGCUCCGUAAGACGGAGAUGCUUGCUAUGAAACUGGAAAGUCUGGCUCAUUCCGUCCCACUGAGGCCUGGUGGCUGUGACCCUACCCAGGAGGCUUUGCAGGACGUGGAUGACUGGGAUUUGACGGAGCUCAACGCAGACUGGGACGUCGGGGAGAGCGGAGACGACGUUCCUUCUCCCCUGCCACUGCUGCUUUCCUACAGACGAAACCUCGUCAGCCGCUUCAGUCCCACCUCCUCCAGCGAUAUCGCUCCCUCAUUGGAUGAAAGCAUCGAGUCCGGUCCCCUAAGUGACCUGCAGUCCGAAGACGAUGAGGGACGGAGGUCCGCGGAGCGCCUGCAGCCGACAGCGCCCCCGGUGGACGGGCGUGGAGGUUUGUCCCUGGUGCAGCAGCUGCUGGAGGACAUUCAGAGUCAGGACAAUGACCCCAACGUCUGGAAGAAGAUAGAGAGUUUUGUGCAGCAGCUGGACGGGUUCAUCUCGUGGCUGCAGGAGGCGUUGGACAGCACAGAAAACUGGACGCAACCCAGACAGGAGCUGGACAGCCUGAGGGUGUACCUGGACACACACCUGAGCUUCAAGCUAAACGUGGACAGUCACAGCACACUGAAGGAGAGCAUCCUGGAGGAAGGCAGAGCUCUACUGUGUGUCAUCACCUCCCACCAAUCAGGUCUGAAGGAUAUCCUCCAUAUGGUUUCUAGCCAAUGGGAUCAGCUCCAGCGCCAGAUCCGGCGCCAACAUGGCUGGAUGCUCCGCGCCCUCCGCUGCAUCCAGGCCCGCCUCCUCUACACCACCCAAUCACACGAGCUGUUCGCGGCCUCUGGGGAGCCGUCGACCAAUCGGCAGGCUUCGUGCCCAGCGGAUGGCCUCAAGGCCGAGCUGAUCUCCAGUCAGUGUGAAGCCCAGCGAGCUGCCCUGGAGCAGAUGGCGAUCAAACUGAGCUGCCUGCAGUACCCCUCCACCACCAGCAGGAGGCACUGCAGCCAGCUGGCCAGGAACAACAGUCUGCAGGAGUUUGAGGCUGAGUACCAGGAGCUCUGGGAUUGGCUGAUGGACAUGGACGCCAUGGUGACGGACAGUCACCAGCUGAUGAUGUCAGAGGAGCAGAGACAUCACCUGUUCAAGAGCAGCCACGCUGAGCUGAUGAUGAUGGAGACCAGGAAGACCAGCCUGCUGGGCCGAGCAGAGUCUCUGAAGAGGAGCGGGACCGAACUGCCCGGCAACUUCCACCACAAAAUACACAACCUGACACACACGUGGAGACAGCUGGAGAACAUCCUCUCAGAGCAUUCGGGGCCCAGCUCGUCCCAGCAGAACCAGUCAGCCAGCUCGAACUCCCUGCUGGUCGCCGGUCGAGGCGUCGCCGGGGAAAACCCUCGCUCGGCCCUCUCCCCGCUGACCAACUCGCUGCUGGAGCAGCUGGAGGCUCGAAUCAAAGAGCUGAAGGCGUGGCUGCGAGACACCGAGCUCCUCAUCUUCAACUCCUGCCUCAGACGGCACAAAGACGCGUCGGAGCAGCUGCAGAGCUUCAAGUCUCUGUGCUCGGAGGUGCGAGCUCGACGCCGAGGAGUCUCGUCUGUGCUGAAACUCUGCCAAAAGCUGCUGCAGCAGAGCCAGUCGGGCCCCAUGGCGGAGGUGGGCCCAGAGGCGGAGCAGCACUGGGAGGCCCUGCAGCUGCUGUCAAUCAACCUGGAGAGGAGGUGGGAGGCGAUCGUGAUGCAGGCGCUGCAGUGGCAGAACAGACUGAAGAGAGAGCUGGGAGAGCAGCAGGUUCCUGGGAAUUUUCUGGAACCAGGUCUCGUGGACCUCCACCAGAUCAGCCCAGUCCCAACUGGUCCAGUGGCACUGCCUCCAGAUGACUCCUGGGAAUGGGAUGAGACAGAUAUGACAAUCACAGAACCAGACUCACGAGAAGUACCAGAACCCGAUCUCACGCACAAUCUCCCCACAAAGUCAAAUCUGCUUCCUGACAGCAUUCUGUCCAAUGGGAGUCAACCUGACAGGAUUCAAACUGCUGUACCAGCCUGUCAGUGUCCAGAGAUGAUGUCCAGUGUGAGGGAUGGAUCUACAUCACAGGUUCAGCCCAGUGUGAUGCCCCAAAAUUUUCUUCCAAACAACAAUAACAUCUACCAGGUGUACAGCCUCCAUACUGUGGAAUUGUACAGACAGCCUCAGUUUCCUCAUACUUCCUCCUCACUUCACAAAACCAAAUCAGGAAAACGGAAACAGCAUGUCCUGCUGAAGAGCCUGAGUAAAGACUCUUCGUUCUCUUCCAUCGAGUCCCUACCGGACCUCCUGGGAGGUUUGAUGUCAGACAGCCAAGGAAGAGAUAGAAUCAUCGGAUACCGUGAUGGGGACAGUGAGAGGGAGGGUGGCAGAGGAAGUGGCCAGUCGGUGAGCAGUCGACGGUCAGAGAGCGAGAGCGGCAUUGUUAGCGAUACAGGAGACAUGGAGACAACAACAACAAACUCUGAAAUCCAGGGAGAGGAAGAGGAUCAGGGAGAAGAGGACGGGGAAAAUGAGCAGAGGAAAGGUGAAGCUGAAUAUGAACAUUUGGCCCUGUGCAAAGACAAUGCAACCAGGUGCGACCAAAGAAGAACCAAGAACGAUGACAACAUGAAGGAGGAAGGAUGGAAGAGAGAUAAAAUCAUAUGUGAAAGCAGAGAAAACAGAGCAGAGGAGAAAAGGAGGAGGCACCGGAGGGGAGGAGGUGAAGCAGUUGAGAUCCUAAUCAAUGGCCGUGGGAUCCUGACUCCCGCUGACUCUGACUCUGACUAUGAGGUGGGAGGGCUCAGUGUAGACUCCUCCAAGCCUUUUAUGUCCCGCAGUGACAUCACACAGUUCAAACUUGACCACUUUAAAGGUUUGGAAACGCCCCCUGCUCUCAGCCGCCAGGCAUCAAGUGCAGAAUUAUCUCAAGGCUCCUCUCUGGAGUCUCUUCUGGCUCUGGGUGUGGAGUUAUUCCCCUCCAAAGACCUGCUGCAUCGUAGCGCCUCUCUGGAGAGCUGUCUGGCCCCGUGCCGUAGCACUGAAGAGGAUGCCGGAGGCAGUCUGGCCAGUCUGGGGGAGCUGGACCUGGGGCAGAGCGGAGAGGUGAAUGCAGGUGAACCAGGGAAACGGAAAAAGGAUGAACAUGUGCCAGGAGAUCCAUCCUCUGGGGAGCUGAGCCGAAGAACUCUUGAUCUCCUGAAACGCCUGGAGAAUAUACAGAGUCCUCUGGCGGCAAAAAUGACCCGCAGUGUGUCUGACAUGACGCUUCGGAGCAGCUCCCCACAGCGGAGCAGGCUCUCAGCCUCACCCUCACUUGGUGGUCGACAUGCCCCUCUUUCCGGGAUUUCAGACCCUUCGAGGAAAGGACCACCAUCCCUGAUCAACGAGAGCUCAGCAGCAGCAUCGCUGACGGAGCUGAGUAGCACAGAGGACUCAUCGUUGGGGUCAGAAGACUUCGUUAUGCUCAGAAACCAACGCCACCUCUACCCGGAUCCCACCGUGGCAGCCAAUGGUAACUCAAGUUCUUACAGGAAACGUUGCCAUGGAAACCACCGAGGAGGACAAGGCACGGAUGAAGCAGACGCAGCGAGUUUGAGCCUGGUGGUGAACGUCUCUUGUACGUCCGCAUGUACAGAUGAAGACGAGGACGACAGUGACCUUCUGUCUUCCUCCACCCUCACACUCACCGAGGAGGAGCUUGGUGUUCGGGACGGGGAGGAUGAAGAGGAGGAGGGGUUGAGCGGAGCCUCAUCUGGUAAUGAGAACGAUGAUGACGAUGAUGAAGAGGAGAUGGAGGGAUCUUACGUCCUGGGACUAGAGUACAUGAAAAGGGAGCUUCAGACUUGGAUCCGGUCUCCUCGAACCUCAUCUUGCACCUCCUCUAAAACAGAGGCUGGCCUCUUAGACGAGCUGCAGUGUGGAGCCAACCUCUCCUCCACCAUCACCUCCUCCUCUCAGAACAACGACCAGCACUGUUUUCUGAACCGUACAGCCCCAAAAUUAAUAGAAACUAACAGCGGCAGCAACAAAACGAAGACAGAUCAUAAAGAACAGGAAGAAGAGGAGGAGAACCGGAGGAAUGCAACAAGAAGCUACAUCAGCCAGUUUGUGGAUGACGUGGAGAAUGGAAAUGUGGACCAGAGCUGUUUGAAAGGCAAAGAUGAGGACGAUGAACUCCUCCGAGAGGAGUCAAGCGUAUUCACAAAGAAAGGAGAGGCACUGAGGGAGUCUUAUGUGUUUGCCAAAACAGGGGAGUCAGUUCAGGAUGUCAGUGACUUGAUAGUUAAAACAGAAUCAAACUCAACAAAGCAGCUUUCUUCAUCUCCAUCCUGUGAGCUCCUCCCCUUCCUAUCCAAACGUGCUUCCUCUUUAGUAGGACAGCUGAGAGGGGAGCUGCCCUGUCACAGCUCCUCCCUCGCCUCGCCUCCUUCCCUUUCGCCUGUUGAGGACUGCAGAUCCCAUGAUGCCUUGCAAAACAACAGGCCUCCUGCCAGAGGACGGAAGGCCAUCACCAUUCAGGAAAAGUUCAAAUUCUCGUCUUUUGUGACGGAGGAGACAAAGAGGGAAGUUAGAGACAAAAACUCGUCCCUUCCUCCCAAAAGAAGGCCCAGUUCUCACACCUCCUGCUGUAACCACCUUCCCUCCCCCUCUCCCCUCCAUCCGUGCAGUGUAGACGAGGGCAAAAAAGAGAACGUACACGACUUUGUCAUGGAGAUUAUUGACAUGACCUCACUGGCACUGAAGAGCAAAGAGAAUCAGCCUGAGGAGCCGAAGCAGAGCGACAAGAGGGGGUCCAUCCCAGACCAAAGUCCUGCAUCGCUGUCACAGAUCAGAGACAAGGUCCUUGAACACUCCCACCGGCCUCUCCACCUCCGUAAAGGGGACUUCUACUCCUACCUGUCUCUCUCCUCCCAUGACAGCGACUGUGGCGAGGUCAGCCAGUGCUCCGAGGAGAAGAGCUCCACUCCGGUUCCCUACAGCAUCCCGACUUACGUCACGCCAACACAAGGCCUCCACAGCCCGAGCCCUGAGCUCUUUACGAGCACCAAACAGCAAACAGCACCCUGGAACUCAACUCUGUCUUCCAAACACUCCAAGAACAACGUCUGUGCUCUCAAUCUGAAGCCCGCUGAUCGCCAAACUAACAGUCCUGAAAAUGUUAGCCACACUGAAGGGCUGACUAGCCCAUCUGUAUCCCUGCCCCCGAGCCCAGACAUCAGGGAUGAGGAGACCCUGUUUGAAGCGUGUACAGAGGAGGUUUACCUGGGCCCUCCUCUCUGCUACAGCAUGGUGCUCACCAAGAAACCACGAAGGUUCUCUCUGGACACUGGCUAUGAACUGAGCAACAGUCUAGCUUACUUGUCUGGCUCAAAACCAAACCAUAGUCUUCAAUAUUUGUCUCAAGAUGGGCCCAGUUCCAAACCAGUCGAUUGUCCGAGCUGCCUGUCUCCUUCAAGGGAGUCUGUGUUGCAUAGAAACCAGGAUCAGCUAUAUUUCCAAGGAUCUGGUCUCACUGAGGAAACACAGAGCUCCUUCUCUUCUUUCCUGGAGCCUUGUUACAGCUCAUUCUCCACCUCCUCGCCCUCAAACUGCAUCUCCGCCUCUCUCCAGGGGCCUGGCUCAAAACCAGAAGAUGACAAGCCUUCCUCUCCUCCCCUUGUGUCCUCUGGCGCUGAGGAAAAGAGGCGAGGUGAGGACCCGUACCUCCUCUGUGAUGUCGCUGGAGGAGAAGUCGCGGCCGCUGCGAGUGUCAGCUCGCUGCAGGAGGAGAGGAGUCGUAAUGAGGGGCCUCCUUAUCUUAAUCCCCGGGCGCGUGUCGCCCCGAUAGACUCCUCCGCAGCCAAAUGUUUGGCAGAUACUGAAAUGCUUGAAUCCAAUAUGGGCGCCGUAAUGACCAAGAUAAGUGUCUGCAGCUCCGCUACAAAUCCCUCAAAAGAGCCAGCCACCACCGCCACGCGUAUUAAUCCCAAAAUUAACUGCUCGGCGAUGAGAGAGGCAGAUAGGGAGGAGAGGGAGAUGCGAGGAGAGGUGGAUGCUCGGCAGGUGAAGGAGGAGGAGAAGGGGAGGAGAGGGCGAAGCGGCUCACAGCAGGAAGCAAAGACUGCGGCAGAGAAGCAGAUGAGGUCUCAGUCAGCUUUCCAUCGUGCUAACAGAAAAGCAUCAGGCCGGAGCCAAGCCUCAGUGAGACCGCCCACCUCGAGGCCAGUCAGAACACUACCUGUGUUGGGAGCAGGAAGCUCCAGGAUCCAGCUGUAAGGAAACGCUCCCCUCCUCCUCCCCCUCCUCGUCCUCCUCGUCCUCCUCCUCUUCCUCCCUGAGCUCACCUUUUUCCUUUGGUUCCUCUUUCUGACUGCCUCCUCUCGGCUCCUGGAGUCCUUCAGCCCCCCCCCCCCCCCCAUCUUGAUCUCCCAAAUCUCACUGCUGUAGCGAAUCAUUAAGAAACUGGACUGAAAACUCAUCCAGUAGUUUCAGGGUCACCAUAAAAGUGUAAUUUUCAAAAUAAUAAUGAGUCUGAUUUCAGGGUUGAUCUUGAAGGGUUCAUUAGCAAAAACAGCUCUCUCCAUUUUGAUUUAUUCACCUAAAUCUUGUUUUUCAAAUGUACACUCCAGGGAAUAUCAAUCAAACUGGGUGUUUCAAUAAGAUAUCUCAAAUUUUUCACUUUUCAUAAAUUGUUUUUUCGUUUGUUUUCUUGGGUUUUUUUUACUGUGCAGUCAAAAGAAUACCAGUCAAACUGCUUAUAUCUGUUUUUGCAAAUGAACUUCACUUGUGUCCACCAAGUUUCUUUAGGACUUUGAGGGUUUGGGUGUGCAAAUUUCUGACUUCAGUCUGUGGAAAAUAUGCAGAAUUGACAUCAAAAUACAGUUUUGACAUGAUUAGUUAAGGACGGAAACAUCAUCCACACAAGUAUGCAACGCUCGCCCAGACGGCUCACACACGCUGAACACACGUGUGUGAGCUUAUGCACUGGUGAAGGGAGCUGACGUCAGGCCUCAAGGGGGCGAUGAAGAGCAUUUAACAUGAAUAAAACUUUAUAACAUUAGCUGAUCCCACGCUGCUUCACUACAUCAUCGAACUACGUUUUUUUGUUCUUAUUCAGAGCCCCGAGUGUCAGAUGUUACAACACGUCCAUCAUGCAGACGUGUUCUGUGGGAGCCUCAUCAAACUGGUCAGCCGAGGUUGUUGAGAGCGAAGGGCGGCUCACCAGUAGAGCCACUGGCUCAGACUGCAGCUCGAGCCUCCUUCCAUGAGAUGGAUCUCGUGUGGGUCAUGUUUCUGUCCUCAGAGAAGAUUUGAGAAUGAAGAAGAAAACAGCUAUCAUGUAGUCAACAUCCACUGAAGUGUGACUGUCAAGCUGGGACAAUGAGUUGUGAUGUGAUCCAUCAGUUUCAGGAUGGAUACAGAGUCUUUGGAGAAGGUGAAUUUACAGCAUUUAAAUCCCAUACUUCUGGAGUGAAGGCAGCCCAGAAGCAGCUCAGUCCUUUGACUAGCUUCACAUGAACGUAAUUUUCUGAUGACGUUUUGGUGCAUCACGGUCACAGAGGUCAGACUGCAGCACCUGAACUUUUGAACGGCACCAAUGCAGUGGGCCGAGUCGGAGCUGGCGCUGAACUGACCUGGGAUCAGCCGGGUUUCGCAGGUUUGUUGUGAACACCCCGUUAUCUUCUAUACACGCUGUUCAAACCAUACGCUGCAGUGUUUGUAGCACCAGUAGCAUGUUACUCCCUGAAAACAACACGUUGCGUCUGUACAUGAUGUCAGUAUUCACAGUCUGUAUUCAUGUCAUCUUCUCACAGUUGUGGGUGUGGUAGAAAGCCGUAGUAUCAGCACCACACUGCAGCCUGUGCAUUACCAGUGUUGUGCAGCUCAGCAGACAAACUGUAAUACUGGCUUCACAUGAUCCCAGGGCCUCUAUUAUCUGAGAACCAAGCUGCUUAAAGCUGCUUUGAAGAAAUGCUUAAAGAAUGGGAAGAAGCUGCAUUGUCUUAUUGAUAUGCCAAAGAUUGUGGAAGCUGAGUUAGUGUUAAUGAAAGCUCUGAAUGUUAAGACGGCAUUAGAAGACUCACAUUUGUAUUAUCAGCCCUGUGGAACUUUGUGCGACAGACAAAGAGGCCAGUAAGUUGCAUCACACUGUGUUUAUAGAAGCUAAAACUUCAAAUAUCACAACUGAACAGUAAUACAGAGGAUGUGUGCUCAUCACACACUGCUGAGCGCACGCUGGCACACUGUGAUUUAGUCAUGCAGCUGUGUUGAAUUAGACCUGGAGACUGUCGUCACUGGAAGGACAACAGCAGCGGUUGUUUAUUUAAACACAUAAUCGACUGAUAUUUCUGUGUGAAUUCUUAUUGGUCAGGAGCAAAGGUACAACUCGAUGUGCAGAAGGCACGACACGCAUUGUCAUCAUCCAGGCAACGGAGGGGUAAUAUUAUGUCGCUUACUUUAGAGGAUCUGUUUGUUUGUUAUUUGUUACUUGACCGUGAUGGACUUUAAGUGUUGUACUAAUACUUUUACUCUACUUUAACAUGGAAAGGGUAAAAAUAUUACUGCACAGUCGAGGAAGCUGUGAGCUUUGACACCUGUGUUCACUCACUGGCUGAGUAUUUGAUUGGGCCAAGUGGAGCGAAUGGGGACCAGUUAGUUGUUUUGUCGUAUCCAGACACAAAAACGUGUUGUUAGAAAUGAUCUACGAGGCACGCAGCAGGAGUAAAGUCGGCGUUUGAAUACCUGCUGGCUGAGCGCGUCACCGCUCGGAGGUCAAGCUUUUUGGAGUAGAGGAUUUGACUGCUUUCUGGCUGACGCUGGUUCUUAAACCUUGACAACUCGUGAAGCUACAAGCUGUGUCGCAUUUUUCACAACCCGUCAGUCAGGCCGUCCCCGACUCAAGGCCCCUCCGGAUGGUGUUGACAGCCCGACGUUGUUGCUUUGUCAAACGUCCACGUGCAGCGUGUUGGUAGUAAACUCUGAAUCGUCUAACUUUGUUGAUGACAACAACCUGAACAUAACCUCUAAGUCUCUUCCUGAGCGAAGAGGUGGUGAUGAUACCGUGGUGGCUCUUCUGAAGACCGUUUCAUCAGGGGAAGGGCAGGUUUAAUUUGCUGCCCCUCCAAAUGUAGUGUGUUUUUCCUCCCAUUGGAUUUUACCAUUUUGUCAUUCAUUUACGUGCAACUUUUUGGUGGUAAACUCCAGCUUUAAAAGUGGAUGAGAGCUGCCUGAUUGUACCCGUAGUUUUGCGUGGAAACAGGAAGUUUUGAUGCUCCUUUUGGAGAAGCUUGAAGAGAACUCAUUUUUCUGCAAAUGUGCUUUGUCAGUCCAGUUGGCACAGGUUAGUGGUAAAAUUAUCCAACUUCCCAUCCAAGUGAUUCAAAGAGAGGCAAAGUGAUGCUGCUGUGGUGAAUCCUCUGAAGACCUUCACCAGUUCAUCCUUCGUCACCUUGAAACGGCUUCUUUUUGUGACCAACCAUCAUGUCGAGGUCCUGAUUUUAGAUUUGGUGAUGGUUGUACCUGCUGCUAUGGUGGUGUAAGAAAUCGCUGUGCUCUGAAUUGGUGGGAAUAUUAGUCACAGCCAUCAGGUUAAAGCACCACGUGUCCAAAAACGAAAAAUAUUACACACAAGGUGAUAUUUUAUCUAUGCAACACAACCAAAGUUGUUGUGUAGGCGUUAAGGUUUGACGACUGUUGAUGGGGACGUGUGUUAUUAUGAAUACUGCUGUAUGUAUGUACACCACUACUGUACCAUGUAUUGUUAUCCUUUUUCAUUUUCUAGAAAUGAGGAUUAGCAUUGACGCUGGGUUUGGGAUUGGUGUUCAGACAGGUGAGUGUAGGACAAAAUAGGGUUUGAGAUCUUUAAAAUAUAAUUGUGUGCCUUGCUCUACUGUUACUACUUCUACCUUUUUUGUUAAGUCAGACCACAGCUUUCCCAGUUAGGUGAUGAAAACAUGCAACAAAAGCUAAAAUGAGAAUCGAUUUAAAGCAAGGUUCAAGUCGAGCUUGUGUAAAUAUGUGAAGGUGUAAAACGCAGAGGGAAGAAUGCUCGGUGUCUGUGUUUAUUUAACUCUGUGUGUGACCUGUGAUGUGGAAUAUCUUUAUUAUUAGUAUUGGCCAUAAAGAGCUUGACUGCAUGGUUCCUGUGAACUACAAUGUAAAACCAACUGUUGACAAAUAAACUUAAUUUAUUGGAA